CACUCCACAACGUCCGAAUUCAAAAUUUGGAAAUACUCACAUCCCAUAAUUGCUCUUGCUAAUAUUUCAAUCGCACACCGGAAACUUGUAUAAGAUGGCAAUCAAUGAACAUCGUGAUCCCAGCGGCGCAAAUGACGCGUUAGUCUCUGAACUGGGACCAAAUGAUCACAACAGCAACAUUGCUGCGGCUAGAGUCGCGAAAAUUGCGGCGGAAAAGGCCAAGAAAGACGCUGCAGAUAAGGCAGCUGCUGACGCCAAAGCCAAAGCUGCAAAGGAUGCCGACGAUCUGGCCGCAUGUCGAGCCGAGAUCAUCACACUGAAAGCUCAGCUUCAAGAAGCGCAACAACUUGCCACUACGAGCAAAGCCCAGAGCACAGAAGCGAAGUCAACUACCGACGUCCUUCAACGUGAUCUGACAGCCAAGUCAAGUGAGCUAGCUGCCGCCAGAUCCGAGAUCGACAAUCUCAAGACCAAUUCGUCCAGCUUGAGCAACCGGGUAUCGCAAUUAUCAUCAUCAAACGAGCAACUGCAGUCACAGUUGGAUCAGCAGAAGAGCAACUCAUCAAGCCUCAGCAAUAAGGUGUCGGAAUUGUCAUCAUCAAAUGCGCAGCUGCAGUCGCAAUUGGAUCGAUGCAAGCUGGAGCGAGAUGCCAACUGGAACGAACUCCAGCAGCGCAAGUCGGAGCUGGACAAUGGGGAUGUUACAGUUCGCCAGAUUACAUAUGGUGGUAGAGACUUGACAAGUGACGGAAACAUCGCUUGGAAAGUCAAAGAGCGCGUUCGUAACGGAUGGGGAAUUCCAUUUACGAAUGACUUCUUUGGUUGCGAUCCUCAGCCAGGAAGUAGGAAGUAUGGAGUAGUGCGAUUUUGCAGGUCUCGCAAGGUUGAGGGAUGGGAAUUUGAAGAGAAAGCAAGUGUCCCUUAAAGCCUAAUCGUUAAGAUUCAGAAACAAUGCAGAUAAAAUCUAUUUAGAUUCUGUAGUUACGCAUUUCCUUUACAUUGGGCAUUUGCCCUUGAGAUUCAAUGACAAGUCAAUUGUGAUAUCGCCCCCG
Messenger RNA from Fusarium verticillioides 7600, 1052 nucleotides. RefSeq lists its product as hypothetical. The transcript has a single exon. Lineage: Eukaryota; Fungi; Ascomycota; Sordariomycetes; Hypocreales; Nectriaceae. The record is from RefSeq and is a predicted model, not a curated record. Bases 95 to 925 code for a protein of 276 amino acids.